UUACGUCAUAUCUUGCUUCCCAAGCACAGAACUCUCAAGUGAAACCUUGUGGCUGAUAGGAGCUAAAACAAAAAGCCACACGGUUAGACUUGCCAUCUGUGAAAAUAUUUCGAACCCGUCCAGAUUUGUCACAGAAUAUAAUGUCUUCACUUCUCAAGGUGGACAAUGAGAUCAAAACCAAGGUUGAUGCUUUCAGGGAACGGAUCACAGGAGAGGCUGAAGACUUGGUUGCAAAUUUUUUCCCCAAGAAGUUAUUAGAACUUGAUCAUUUCCUCAAGGACCCAAUCUUAAAUAUCCAUGAGCUGAAAGAUAUCCACUCGGAGAUCAACUUGACAGUUCCAGACCCCAUUCUUCUCACAAACAGCCAUGACGGGCUGGAGGCGCAAAAUGCCAAGAAGAGGAAGCUGGAAGAUUCUGCAAGUGAAGACAAUUGUCAAGUUGCUGGUACAAAGGUUUUUGUCAUGCCAGGUGGGAUGAUGAAGAGCAACAACAAGCUGGUGGAUCUUAUUGAGAAAGUCAAACCGGAGAUUAGGACGCUGAUCGAGAAAUGUAACACGGUCAAAAUGUGGGUCCAGUUGCUAAUCCCAAGGAUAGAGGAUGGCAACAACUUUGGUGUUUCAAUUCAGGAGGAGACAGUAGCAGAGUUGAGGACAGUAGAAGGGGAGGCGGCAUCUUACCUGGACCAGAUCUCUAGAUACUACAUCACGAGGGCAAAACUGGUUUCCAAAAUUGCCAAGUACCCACAUGUGGAGGACUAUCGGCGCACAGUCACUGAGAUUGAUGAGAAGGAAUACAUUAGCCUGAAGAUCAUCGUUUCAGAGCUGAGGAAUCAAUACGUUACGUUACACGACAUGAUUCUGAAGAACAUCGAGAAGAUCAAGAGGCCGCGAAGCAGCAAUGCAGACGCCCUGUACUAGGACCCCAGAAAACACCUCCUCCAUCCCCAUUCCAGCUCCAAUGCCCCAGUCCCUUCCCCUCUCCUCAUCCCCCAUUCCAGCCCCGACACCCCAGUCUCUUCACCUCUCUUCCUCCCCCAUUCCUGCCCCAGUCCCUUCCCCUCCACUCCCCUCCAGAGUGCUGUCUACAUGGCUGGUGCCCUGGAUCGGUUCUGAUGAAGUGGGCUGCUACAACCGGGUCAAAAUGGACCGUCAUGUGGCAAAGCACAUGAAAGCAUCAAGCUUUUUAUGUUAGAAUUUCAAAGAUUAUCACCAUUUUAAACCUCAUUAAGGAUACUUCACGUUCCAAGGGGCAGAGUUGGCCUUUUUCUGGCCAAAUGCACGGCCAUGUUUCAAAUGCAUCCCCCCCCCCCACCCCAGAGGAGUUCUCUCAGAAGGAAAAAAUAUAUUAAAAAACGUCUCUCUUUUUUUUUUGAUUUGUGAAACAAUACUAACAAAAAAGCAGUUGAGUCUAAAUGCUGGAUUUUCCUCUAUCAUUGGUCAAGCAGGCUUGAAUCAGACAGAAUUUUUCAGUUUGUCUACUGCAAUGCACAGAUCAGAAGCAUGUAAUGCAGUUUACUCAAUUUCGUCAGACUGAUUCAGCUGACAUUUUACUCUUUAGUCGGCAGUCUGUGAAGGGACACGGUUUUUUUUUUUUUUUUUAGUUUUUUGGAGAGAUAAUUUUUUAAGUCAAUUCAAAAGCUCUUAGUUAAUGGACACAUUUUCUCCUUUUGUUUUCUAUUGUCCUUUGGUAUUUGUGUGUGUUUUGACUGACAUUUGAUGUCUAGUACAAUUCCCAAAUAAGGAAAUCUCCCAGAAAGAAAAGGCAAAUGAAACUCCUGUUUUGAGCAAUCAGUAACUUGAAUGUAAGGCCAGAUUUUGUGGCUGUGUGGGGACAAUGUGAUGUGUGUGUAGCAAAGGAAAUGCCAACUGUUUGGAACGACAGUCCGGUUAGAAUUAAAUGGUGAGAUUUUGAUCUCGCUUCUGGAAAAGUCCUGUUCUUUCCCCCCAUUACUGGUCACACACUCACGGCAACAUUCAUUUCCUAAAAGAAGCUGCAUUGUUAAGGUCCUCAAAAGCAUGUGGUUUGUUCACAUUAUAACUAUUAUUUUACUGAAUAAAAUAUUAUUUUUAAAA
Molecule: messenger RNA, 2072 nt
Organism: Conger conger (European conger)
Lineage: Eukaryota; Metazoa; Chordata; Actinopteri; Anguilliformes; Congridae
Gene: psme3
Product: proteasome activator subunit 3
Exons: 11
Coding region: 141-917 (258 amino acids)
Biological process (GO): regulation of G1/S transition of mitotic cell cycle; regulation of proteasomal protein catabolic process; positive regulation of endopeptidase activity
Cellular component (GO): nucleoplasm; cytoplasm; proteasome activator complex
Molecular function (GO): endopeptidase activator activity
Source: RefSeq, a predicted model, not a curated record